This is a messenger RNA of Cynara cardunculus var. scolymus (artichoke), 974 nucleotides long. RefSeq names its product SUMO-conjugating enzyme SCE1. Gene Ontology annotation, cellular component: nucleus. Gene Ontology annotation, biological process: protein sumoylation. The transcript is spliced from 5 exons. Bases 185 to 667 code for a protein of 160 amino acids. Gene Ontology annotation, molecular function: SUMO conjugating enzyme activity. The record is from RefSeq and is a predicted model, not a curated record. NCBI's taxonomy places the organism in Eukaryota, Viridiplantae, Streptophyta, Magnoliopsida, Asterales, Asteraceae.
UAAUCGUGGUAUUGUUGGGGGAGGAAUAAAUCGUAAAGAGAAAAAGGUCGACUGCUCCCAAGUCAGACUUUCGUCUUCUUCGUCAUAAUAAAGGUAGCUGCAGACUUCUAGAGGCUGCAAAUCUUUCCUCCUACCCACAAAAUCUACGCACAGAUCGGCAGACCCAUCGGAAAACUUAUAAACCAUGUCUGGUGGUAUUGCUCGUGGCCGUCUCACCGAGGAACGAAAAGCAUGGCGAAAGAAUCAUCCCCAUGGUUUUGUUGCGAAGCCUGAGACUCUUCCUGAUGGUUCAGUGAAUUUGAUGAUUUGGCAGUGUACCAUCCCCGGUAAGGCUGGGACUGACUGGGAGGGCGGCUAUUACCCCCUCACCCUCCACUUCACCGAGGAUUAUCCAAGCAAACCACCGAAGUGCAAAUUUCCUCAGGGGUUCUUCCAUCCCAACGUUUACCCUUCCGGAACUGUUUGUUUGUCGAUCCUUAAUGAAGACAGUGGUUGGAGGCCAGCAAUAACGGUUAAACAAAUUCUAGUGGGCAUCCAGGACCUGUUGGACUCUCCCAACCCUGCUGAUCCUGCUCAGACCGAUGGAUAUCACCUCUUUAUCCAGGAUACGGUGGAAUACAAGAGAAGAGUCCGUCAGCAAGCCAAGCAGUAUCCGCCUCUCGUUUAGAAGCAAACCACGGUUUGCUAUAUCAUUUGGUUUAAUUUCGUGUAGGCCAUCUCAAUGGAUCGUUUGAUGAUUUUCUUUGACUCUUGGAUUUAACUUAUUUGGGAACCAAAAAAAAAACAAGAUUAAUCAGCUGAUGGAUGAAAGAUGUUAGUUGAUGAUUUCUUGCCAAUAGAGAUGGCAAAAACCUUUGUUUUAUCUGGUGUGGUUCUUCAGGUUCCUGUGGUUAUAUAUAUAUAUAUAUAUAUAUAUGAAAUGAAAACACAAUCCUGCAACACUACUUUUGGGGUGAGGAUUUCCUUAAUAAUGC